AUGAAUCUGACUGACCUCAUCUCAGAUGCCCUCGAGUGCAAUGACUCAGUCAUGCUGAGGUUAUGGGAUCUGAGUAAGGCGUUCGAUGUUGUUUCCCAUAACAUCCUUCUAGGGAAACUGAAAAAAAUAUGGCCCAAAUUCCGGAGUUACGUUCCUGAGGAUGAAUCACUGAAAGAGAACGUUGUUCCUGCAGCUAAACCUGGAGAUGUAGAAAGUGAAGUCAAGUCCCAACUAGAGGCAGCUAACUCCAAAGUGGUCAUUGAAGAACUGGAUCUUUCAAAUUUGGCUCCUGGCAAACGAGACUGGGAAUUGGAGCGAGACGUUGCGAAGAAACUCGAGAGGUUAGAGAAGAGAACUCAGCGGGCCAUCGCAGAAUUAAUUAGAAAUCGGCUCAAGACAGGACAAACGAACCUUGCCACCAGCGUCAACAUAGGAGCUCGUGCAACGCAGGAAGAUGUUGACGAGGACUAGACUCUUGUAGAUCUUAGGUUGUAAAUAUCCAUGUAAAUAAUACCAAUACAUUUUUGUACUGAA
Molecule: messenger RNA, 534 nt
Organism: Macrosteles quadrilineatus (aster leafhopper)
Lineage: Eukaryota; Metazoa; Arthropoda; Insecta; Hemiptera; Cicadellidae
Product: coiled-coil domain-containing protein 12-like
Exons: 3
Coding region: 1-471 (156 amino acids)
Cellular component (GO): post-mRNA release spliceosomal complex; U2-type spliceosomal complex
Source: RefSeq, a predicted model, not a curated record